This is a messenger RNA of Calypte anna (Anna's hummingbird), 1870 nucleotides long. Its product is annotated as solute carrier family 25 member 39. The record is from RefSeq and is a predicted model, not a curated record. Lineage: Eukaryota; Metazoa; Chordata; Aves; Apodiformes; Trochilidae. Gene Ontology annotation, biological process: mitochondrial transmembrane transport. The transcript is spliced from 12 exons. The coding region runs from base 139 to 1209 and encodes 356 amino acids.
CGGAAGUGCCUCGCGGGCCGGCUCGCGGAGGGCGCGGGGCGUCCAUGGGGCUCCUUAAAGGCGCCGCCGCCCGCUGCCCCCCCGCGCUCUGCGGAGGGAAACACCGCACACGGCUGGAAUGAGCAGGAGAGCAGCUCCAUGGCUGAGGAGACAUCCCCGAGCCCCGGGGGGGGCAUCACCCCCCUGCAGCAGAUGUUGGCCUCGGGGACAGGGGCCAUCCUCACCUCUCUCUUUGUGACACCCCUGGAUGUGGUGAAGAUCAGGCUGCAGGCACAGAGGACCCCUUUCUCCAAAGUGUGUCCAGCUCCCUCUGUGCCCUGGGGUGCUCAGCAGCCCACAUGGAAGUGUUUCCUCUACUGCAAUGGCCUCAUGGACCAUCUCUACGUCUGCCAGAAUGGCAGUGGCUGCACUGCCUGGUACAAGACCCCCACCCACUUCACUGGCACACUGGAUGCCUUUGUGAAGAUCACACGUCACGAGGGCAUUAGGUCUCUGUGGAGUGGCUUGCCCCCCACCCUGGUCAUGGCAGUGCCAGCCACUGUCAUUUAUUUCACCAUCUACGACCAACUCCGGAGCCACCUGCAGGUUUGGACAGGGAGCAGGGGCCAUCACAUCCCCUUGGUGGCUGGGGCUCUGGCCAGGUUGGGUGCUGUGACUGUCAUCAGUCCCCUGGAGCUUAUCCGGACCAAGAUGCAGUCCCAGCAGCUCAGCUACAAGGAGCUGGGGGUCUGCAUCCAGUCAGCUGUGGCUCAGGAUGGGUGGCUGUCCCUCUGGAGGGGUUGGGGACCCACCGUGCUGCGAGAUGUCCCCUUCUCAGCUCUUUACUGGUUUAACUACGAGCUGGUGAGGGACUGGCUCUGCAGGCAGACCGGGCAGGACGAGGCCACCUUCAUGAUCACCUUCAGCUCCGGGGCCAUCUCUGGGACGGUGGCUGCUGUGCUGACCCUGCCCUUCGACGUGGUGAAGACCCAGCGGCAGGUCGAGCUGGGAGGCAGCGAGGUGCACCCAGUCACAGCCUCCAAACCUUCCUCCACCUGGAUGCUCAUGCAACGCAUCCGAGCCGAGUCUGGCACCCGGGGGCUGUUUGCAGGUUUCCUGCCCCGUGUCAUUAAGGUGGCACCUGCUUGUGCCAUCAUGAUCAGCACCUAUGAAUUUGGGAAGACCUUCUUCCAGAAGCUGAACCAGGAGCGGCGGCUGCGGGGGUUGUGAGCCAGGGCUGGUGGCAGGGCUGGACUGUCACCUUUGGUGGCCCCAAGGAGUGUGGGGGGGUGGGAAUGGUGACAACCCUGCUCCUGGUAAGGAGCAGCAAACCCCCCACUCAGCUCUGCAAAGCCCAAGUGCCUUCGUGCUGUGCUCUGCCCCCCCCCCCUCCACAUCCGUGCCUGCUGCUGUGACACUGGGGGGGUUUGCAGCCCCCCCCACCCAUGCUCAUCCCUUGAGGCUGGGUAGAUGCUGCUGCUGGAUUCAUGGAUGCUCUGGGGAGGAUGAGGAACCCUGGGAGCAGGGCAGGAGCCCUCAGGAACUUCUGGGCUCCCCCCCUCACCCCUUCUCCACUUAGGGGUCUGCCCCUCCUCACCAUCUGGCACACAGCAGCCCCUUGCCCAGGGCAUGGGGGACACAUCAGGACCCUGUCCCAGCCUCUGGACCUCUCCCUCCCUCUCGGGGUGUCCCCCUGCCUGGGGACAGACCUCACUGCUGCUCCAGGGGGGGGGUUGGCAUUCUGGUACCAAAUCUCUGUCCGUGCCCCCUCCCUUCACCAUGAGGCUCUGCCCCCAGCUUUGUGCCCACUGUGGGUGCUGCUCCAGUUUGCCCAGAACUCCAGAGGGGGAAUUUCUCUUAUUUUCUUAAAUAAAAGCAAUAUUGUCUCUUU